This is a messenger RNA of Pisolithus orientalis, 2455 nucleotides long. RefSeq lists its product as uncharacterized. The transcript has 3 exons. NCBI's taxonomy places the organism in Eukaryota, Fungi, Basidiomycota, Agaricomycetes, Boletales, Pisolithaceae. The coding region runs from base 320 to 2332 and encodes 670 amino acids. The record is from RefSeq and is a predicted model, not a curated record.
AGACGCGUAGGCGGUGUUUGGGUAUAUUUGAUGCGGGAUGGCCGGAUUUGAAGCGGAGAUUUGAAAACGGAGGAUGUUCUCGGCGUGAUUCAUAAUCCGGGGGGGAGUGAUGACGAUAUACAGCUGGUCGUCGCCGUCAGCUUGUGAGGACGGGUGUGGGCGAGCACUGCGCAGAGAGAGUAUAAGGGAUAAGGGAUACAUGAUGAUCGUAGCAGUGACAUGUGCUAAGCUGAGUUGAGCGUGGUCGUAAGCGAGACGCGCCCAUCUCUGUCGCAUCGAGUCUUGUUCUCUUCUCUCCACCCGACUACAACCUGACAUCAUGCAACCGCCGGCGUCUGUUUCGCCUCUUGAGCCCUUCAUGCCCCCCCCAGUCCAGAGACUCUCUUUUCCCCCACUCCAACCCGAGUCUCUCCCCCCCGUUCCUGGGCCCUCCACAGCAUCCGCGUCAACAUCAAACUCAUCCAGUAUCUUCCCGUAUCUCCAUCGGCUCCAGAUUACCGACCUCACCAUGAACUCUCGUCACAGCAAACGACGUCCUCUCCUUCUCCUCAGUCUCUCCUCCCCCUCGUUCCUCAACGCAGUCGCUACGGACGCCAACUCCGACAAACCCCUCUACUCCGUGGAAACAGUCGCUUCCUCCACAACCAUCUGGCGUUCAGAUCCCUGGGACGGCUCAGCAAAGAUUGCUGACAUCCGCUGGCCAAGAGAACUCCCUCUCAAGGGAAAAUGCAAGGACAAUACCCAUGGCGCUCGCAUCCAGAUGAGCGGAAAUUCCACUUGGAAGGAUACUGCCAGUUUCCUCAAAUAUUGUUCCCUAGUAAGCUCGCGCAAGUUUUACGUCCCGUACCAUCCCCAUGCCCUCAAAUGGAAGCGUUCUGGAAACUCGUACCAGUGUGUGACGGCAACUUGUAAAAGCCCUGUUGCAACGCUCGAGUCCUUUGACGAUGUCACAGAACCGAGACUCAGAGUAUUUGAGAACCUAGGGAAUACCGACGACUCGGUUCCGCAGCUUGAUCAUGCGGGUAUAUCCCUCUCCUUCCUCGACCAUCUCUUCGUUACUGCUUUGCUACUCGUCACUGAACCUGAGGAUUGGAUGAUACUGGCUCGUCGCCCUAUUUCAGAUGCCACCUCCUCAACUGCAUGUCUAUCUUCUAGGUCCACUUCUCUCAGAGCACCCGCCUCUGAACGUCAGUGGCGGAAAAUCAUGUACGGCGAGCCCCUCUAUCCUUCUCUCAAGCCACCCGCAGCAGACAAGCCCGAUGCAGAUCACGGCGAGCCUGUCAACCUUUCGACGUCUCUCCAACAGUGGCGCAAGAUCGUCUACGGCGAACCACUCUAUCCCUCCCUGCGCCCUCGUAGCGCCGACAGCCUCGGCCUUCCGCCACGACCGCGGACGGCCUGCGACAGUGCCAGCAUCUCGUCUGACUCCGCGUACUCUCCUGCGACGCCCUCGUCGACCCCAUCCACGGGAUUCUAUGAUGCCUCGUCAUUUGAUGAGUCUGAUCGGCUUGGUACCCGCAUCAUCGCCGACCGACGAUGUGCCGCUUCCCCGCAAUCUUUCUCGCCCACACCAGUAUCACCCAUACCUUCAUCAGAACACGUCCCAUUCUCACCCCGGUCAUCAUUAUCUCCACGGACGAGCGCAAGGCGAGAGUUGCCGAAUCCACCUUCGGCAUUUCAUCCACCUCCGUCGAUGCAGCCGUGGCUUCACCGGUCAAGGUCGUCUCCACGGCUUUCACCUGGAACGCCGAUGACUGAACGACGGCAGAAGCCGAGCGAGGACGGCAUGCGAGUAAGGACAACAGCACUUUUGGACGACCCUGACACACGCUACUCUUCCGUGUCACCCUCGACAAGCGCGAGGAGACGACAGUUACCGACUGUUCCCGCCACGCCAUCCUCACGUCAACAUCAGACGCCUCCGACUACAGAGAGGCGGUUAUCGUCGCAGCGAAUGCUGCCGCCUACGCCGGAUGCUGUUGCACGGUCGGCAGCCACGGUGGUUCACCGACAUGUACAGUCCCAGUCUCAUGUGACGCCACCUCAACCACCACCACGAAUAAGGCAGACGCGGCGACCCGCUACAGCGGGCCAUGGUGGUGAGGGUGAGGGAAGGCAGGUUGAGCAGCCUCCGCGGGACGAAAAGGAUCCCCGCGAGCUCAUUGAUUGGAUGCGAAAUGUAAGUCGGGCGCAUCACCGACGGGUGCUUGGAAACCAAGACGGCCAGCCGGGCAUAGAUGAUGCGGCAUAUGAAGCUCCACCUCCAGCAUACAAUGCGAUAGAUUUUUCGACCCCUCCACAGGCUCGGUCGCCUGACCGGACCAUUGGUUGACUACUGAUUUCUUUCUUCUUCUCUGGCAUGGAUUGUCCAUUUUCGACUAAAUGGGUAGGACGGGUUCCUUUUCGCCAACAUCGAUUUACAGAUAUAAAUCACCCUUCUGAUCCACUACAGUAA